AUGCAGAAGCGGAAGGUGGUGCAAUACCUCAGCAAGUACAUCCGCGGAUUGAAUGCAGAUCAAGUUUCUUCGAGACUCUUUUCGGGCGAAGUGGAGCUUCGAGAAGCUGAGCUGGAAGUGGAACCGCUCAACAAACUUCUCGCUGGGACAGUGCCGUACACCCUGGAGGUCCUGGCAGUAUCCUGUGAUCGACUCUCAGUGCAAGUUCCAUGGAGUGCCCUUCGCACCCGACCGGUGCAAAUCAAAGUGGGCUGCUUGCGCAUUCAGGUCCGUGUUCAUAGCGCUGAAGAUGUCCAAUGGGCGGAAUUGAGGGCUCCCAGCACGAGCAUUGCCGCUGCCCGGAGUGAAGCAAAACCACAGGAGAAGGUCAGUGAUGAGCAAAGGAGCUUCAAACUCUCAGACGUGAAAGUGGCUGUGAUCGAUGGCUUGCUGAUUUCACUGGAGUCUUUGCAUGUGCUUUCUACCCACGUAACUGCGUCGUCAGCGCAGCCUUCGUUUGCCUUUGAAUUUGAACUGAAGGGGCUUUCUUUGCAGCCAGUGGCCCCUGCUGGAGCCAAGGAGCGAAAAGCCAAGCGCCUGCGACGUGGGGCGUGGACGUCGUUGAAGCGCCGGUUGGAGGUGCAACAUCUACGACUAGCUGCAGCCCACUUGACGGGCAAAGCGACGAAUGAUGCAAUGCUUGACAUCAAGAACUUGAGUUUGGACCUGGUGGAAGGCAGAGAUAUUGGCCGCCGUCAGGAUCAUCGCAAUCCUUCUGCAAGGAUGGCGAUGCUUCCUCGGCUGCUUCGGAUGAACUUAACGGUGCCCGAGAUUCAGCUCCACCUGAAUGACUCUGAGAUUCUGAAUUUCAUCAAGCUCGUGGGCCAUAUAGUGCAACCAAAGUCUCCACCAGUAGACAUGCUCUCAGCAGAAGUGCAAGAGCAGACGAAAGCGGCUGUGGAAGCUCUCUCGACUCGGUCGAUCCGGAGUUUCAGCAUUUUUCGGCGUUCCAAAAAGGACAAGAAGCCCAAGAGCUCAGUUUCUGAUCGAGAGCUUGGAACGCCAGUGUCACAAAUAGCUGAUAUGGCCGCAGAUAUGGCGGACAUCAUGGCUACAAAGGCCAAGAAGGCUGGGGAUGCUGCAAGCGCUGCAGCCGCAGACAAGGCACGGCGCACUGCUGCAGCUAUGGCAGGAAGUGCUGCAGCUGGGGCGGUGGCAGGCGCUGCGGCAGCUGCGGCAGCUGCACAGGGUGCCAGCCACGCGGCACAGAAAGCAUCGCAUGCUUUAGGAGAUGCCAGGAGGAGUGGUCAGGCUGCCGCAGAGAAAGCAUUUGGGAGUUUGAUGCGUGUAGGACUUGGACGAAAGACGAAGAAAGAAGGUGAAGAAGUACCAGAUAAUCCAGAGGAUGAAGAGCUCCGCAGAGUACUGGCACUUUCUUUGAAGGAAUUUGAAGACUCACAAGCUGCACAAGCUCAGAAAGAAAGUGGAUAUCCUGACUUGACAGGAUCACCGAAGGCAGUGUCAGCCUGCGAAAGCGUAGUAGAUGAUCAAGCCCCUUCAAUGUGCGGGGAGGAGCUGGAUGAUAUGGCUGCCUUGUUGGCUUCCUCUGAUUCAGAUGAAGACGAUCGCCAGUCUGUUGAUUUUGAAGAAGACAUUGGCGUCGGGGAGCUUGAAGUGGUUGAUACCCAUCAUGGACGAGAUGCGCCCUCUGCUUUCAUGGAUAGUCACACCCAACCACCACUUGGACUGCGGAUGCUGUUUGCACACAUCGCUCUAAGCAAGUUGUCAGUUACGCUGCCAACGCAGAGGGAUUCGGAAGGGUUUCGUUUAGAAGCAGGGGGCCUGAACAUAUCUGGGGAUACACUCCUACGCUUGCUUCCAUCCGAAAUCAAGUGCCUUCGUCGCUUGGGCAUUCUGCAAGGACACAGUGAUAGUCUGACAGACACGAGUUCAUCGAAGUCGCAGAGCAGCAACUGUAGCAUGACCCUUUGCUCCGGGUCAUUGAAAUUCGACAACAGACAGCUCCUUGGAGUGAAGCGAUUGCCCAAAUUCACUCCAUGGAUGCUGACGGUGCGCCUCAACGCAACAUCUUUGGCCAGACCACUCAUGACGACCCACAAACUUGCGCUUGAGUGCUGCACUCAUGGUGUGCACAUUUCUCCAUAUAUCGAUGCAAUCAAGGCCCUUCAAGCCCGCUGUGCGUCACUUCAGAAAUCUCUCAGCACUUUGGGUUCAAAGAGCGAGGGGAUCCCUGGGACAGCAGCACUGCCACUGCGGAUACAAAUCGAUGCCAGGCUUCGGCUUCAACAUACGAUGAUCGACCUGAGCCACAUUUCAUCCCCCCUUUUGAGACCCUUGCAAGUGUUGAUUCCGUGCGUUCAGAUCAAUGUAUCUGAGGGAUUUCUUGGACUCAGCCCACCGGUACCUCAGUGGCAUGUUUUGCCAACUUCCAGUGAGGGAAAUGAGCCCGAUUUCCAUCUCUAUGAUUGCUUUUGUGUCACUAAAAGAGGAAUUGACGGGUCAAGUGUGGAGCCAGAAGCGGAUUCGAAGAGCUUUGAAGGUUGGGAAGUCUUGGUGACGGAGCGUCAGUGGUGCCGCAGCGGCACUGGGCUGCAGGGGCAGCGGUUGCUGCUGCCUGCAGCUGAGAUGUUGCUUUUGUCGAAGUCCAAGUUGGAGGCCAUGGAAGCAGCACAUCGCUUGGAAGACUUGGCUGAAAGGCAACAUGCUGAAAGUUGCUUUGCCAUUCAAAAAGGAACUGCACAGCGUCUUCCCAUUGUUCAAGAGAUCUUGGACGGUACCGCUGAGACGACCAUCGAUGGUCUUGAGGAGCAGUUGGAAGCCUUGCGCGUGGAGCUGCGAAGCUUGGACUCGCAGCGCCGGGAGGACGAACUGGCGUUGAAACGGAGCGAAAGGGAAGUCGCCACGGAAGUGGCUGACUUUCGAUACCAGAAGUUGCAAAGAGAGCAAGAUUUACAGCAGCAACUGCAGGAAGAAGAGAUGAUCAGUGAUGCUUUGACCAAGCUUAUUGCAGACCAAGCCGAGAUCAUUGCCAAGUUGCAAUCUUUCGACUGA
This is a messenger RNA of Durusdinium trenchii, 3051 nucleotides long. Lineage: Eukaryota; Dinophyceae; Suessiales; Symbiodiniaceae. The record is from the annotation of a GenBank genome assembly.